This is a messenger RNA of Syngnathoides biaculeatus (alligator pipefish), 3352 nucleotides long. It is a transcript of the gene fam219ab, whose product is annotated as family with sequence similarity 219 member Ab. The transcript is spliced from 8 exons. The coding region runs from base 544 to 1191 and encodes 215 amino acids. The record is from RefSeq and is a predicted model, not a curated record. NCBI's taxonomy places the organism in Eukaryota, Metazoa, Chordata, Actinopteri, Syngnathiformes, Syngnathidae.
UAUCGCAUCCCGCUGCCCUGCAGCCUGUCAACAUUGACUGCGAAGCGACUGGGACACCUCCAGGGCUGACCGCCGGCGUGCUGGCCCAUCAAGCACACACCGACAGGGGCCCCGGUUCACUUUGGUGACCUACUUCCACCCCCUGAGACUUUCCCACCCUCCUGUAGAAGUCGACUGGUGGACCGCGGCUGACAAUGUGUGUCCAUGCUUUGCAGAAGAGGAGGAUAACAAAGUAAAAAAAAAAAAAAUUAAAUAGGGCCUCCGCAGGGUCCCCGGCCCUCAGAUUGGCUGGUUAGCCGGAAGUGGGCGGUGCCUACUGGUCCUGGUCACCCCACCGGCAGCGCCGUGACGUCAGCGCCAGCUGGGAUGAAGCUCGCCUCCGCGGGAGCGCAGGGCUCGUUCUUCUUCUUCUUCCUCCUCUUUUUCUUCUGUUUCUUUUUCGUCUGCUUGUUCGUCCUCGCCUGAUUGGAGCCCCACCAGGCAGCGGCACAUUCCCAACGCGUUCCCGUGGCGGGCUGCGUCGCUCGGUGAAAAGCAGGCGACAUGAUGGAGGAGAUGGACAGAUUCCAAGUGCCCAAUGCCGUGCAGGAGGCGGACAUGCAGGCCGAGAUGCAGCCGCUGGACCCAGCUUCCUCCACGGCCUCGGAAGCCGACUCGGACACUCGAGAGGGGGAACCCGUCACGAUCAACUACAAGCCGUCCCCCCUGCAGAUGAAAAUAGAGAAACAGAGAGAGCUGGCCAGGAAGGGCUCAUUGAAGAAUGGCACCGGUGUGGUCAGUCCAGUCAACAAUCAGCCCAAGAAGAACAACGUGAUGGCCAGAACAAGGAGGAAGUGUUUCAUUGAUCGAGCGUUUCCAAGACGCUGCCUGCUCCAUCUGCCUUCUCCAAUCGUUCGGUUGGUAGUGCCCAAUAAAGGCUAUUCCUCAUUAGACCAGAGUCCCGAUGAGAAGCCCUUGGUUGCGAUAGACACCGACAGUGACGAUGACUUCGACAUGUCAAGAUACUCGUCGUCGGGAUACUCCUCUGCUGAGCAAAUCAACCAAGAUCUCAACAUCCAGCUGCUGAAGGACGGUUACCGCUUGGAUGAGAUCCCGGAUGACGAGGACCUGGAUCUGAUCCCGCCCAAGUCAGUCAACCCGACCUGCAUUUGCUGCCAGGCGACCCCUUCCGCCACCUGUCAAAUCCAGUAACCCCGCCGCCUUCGUCACAGCGUAACCCCACCCCGCGUCCAUCUCCUGAGUCUACGUCGCUGUCGAGUGUCGUCGGUGAGGUGCCGGGUAGAAAAUAUAGUACCGAGUGAAAUGUGCUAAAAUAGGAAUGACCAUUCCAUUAAUUUAUUAAAGGUUUUGCUUAAAACUGUGAGAAGGAAAAAGGUGGAAAUAGUCAAUAUUAUCUAGUCACAAAAAGUUCAGGAUUUUGGGUGAAAUUUCAUGAAUAUCUCCAAUUGAUCAACAGUAACUGACCAAUGCGAGACUUCUUCGAGGGAAGUGGCAACUAAAAUCAAAACUGUCGUCGGCAGGUUACGCUGAAAAUAAAAGAAGACUGGAAGAGUCACAGAAAGGUGUUGAUUUUUUUUUUCCAACACCUGCUGUGAAUUUUGCCAUUCCGAGCAAAUUGACCCUCACACCAACAACCACCUUGCUGCAACGGCAAAAAAAAAUCACACUUGAAAAAGUGUACGCACAAACUGCGGCGGCGUACAACGUUUUGAAGAGCCACGUACAGUUUACUACGUCAAUAUAUAUAUUUUUUUUAAUGGAACCACACACCCCACGGGUUGAUGGUCAAGGAGGAAGCGGAGACACUUGACCAAUGUAGCAAUAUUAUCAUAGUACAAAGAGAUGAAACGGGCAAGAAAUAAAGGAGAGGAGGCGUGGCUAUUUGAGCGUGAGAGGGCUCUGAGCAGCUACUGGCUGCAUGCUUCACAUUUCAGCCACAAGUGCAUAUGAAUAUAUUAAGAACAUAGUUAAAGGAUUAUUGUAAAACAUAAUAUAUACUGUAUUGGUUACAGCUUGGCCGUGGGCCAGCCGAAUCAUGCGUCAUACUCUAAAAUGUUCUGUUUUGUUCUAGAAGCUCUUGUGGAAUUUGACAACAGAGACUCUCCACACUUUGCUUUUUAGUCCAAGGGAUGUAAGCAAUUAUCAAUAUCGUAUAGUCAGUCACUGAAUAGUUGGACAUGUGCUUUCAAAAGUCUAAAGGUCAAUAAGAUGUGCUCGGUUGUUGAGGAUUGUCCUGAAAUUUCACCCAAGAAAUGAAACUUCCGUACCUUUUUGUAACAUGUAUGCUAUAUGAAAGCAGGUGUUUGCCUCCUAUGGUAGGACAUGCACUUCGCCUCGAAAUUAUGUAAAACGAUGAUGAUGAUGUUGCUGACUCAGCUACUCUGCUUACCUAAAAAAAAAGCAUUUACAAUUCUAAUAAUAAUUCAAUAAUUAUUAUUGUAGUUUAUAUUUUAUGGGCCACAUUGUCAUGAGUUGAACACGUUUGUCAUGUGCAAUGCAAAAGGCAGCAGUACGUAAUGAGUACUCCAAGUACUGUAAACACUGUACUUCUUGUACAAGGUUGCGAUGUAGCACAGGCCAGGCCGCACACAUCCCCCUCCAACCCUUCCCAUUCGUUCACCUUCUGUCUGGUCUGUCGCCUCGUGAUUGGCUGCUGGGUUGAAUGUAAGGAACGUGACUGAAGAGCAAAAUGCAUGAGGAUCCCUGACAAGGGAAGUUCAAAAGGAACACUUGCACAUUUCCUUCCCCCCCCUUGACAAUGUUGUAUUAUUAUUUCUAUUUGCACAUUUGCUUUGACCUUUACGGGCCUUUUUCUUGCACAGCACAGGUACCGUUUCCCCGUAGUUUUGGGAAAAAGUGUUUUAAGAAGGGAGAUUCCUGUACAGUAUACACUUGCAGGGCAUAACGCCAAAGGAUGAAGUUUUUCGUGUCAUUUCCACCCUUAAAACUUGGUACAUUUUAUAGUACCCAGCAUCAGACACACACGCAUGCAUGUAAUGUACAUAACUGCCAUGCCAAUGUAAAUAGUUGCUGGGUAACUGUGGAGCUUCAGUUAUUGACACAGCUCCCUUAAAUUGACUGAUUAUUUGCAGUUAGAGUUGCCUUAAGUACAAACAAGUUAACGCGAUGUUUUUAAUUUUUGCCACCUUGCCAUGAGUUACCUUAUUUUCAUUCACAUGCUGUAACUUGAUGGGUUUUUCUUUUUAACCUGAAAAGAUGAGUGUUCCAGUAAUUGUUUUUUCAUUACCGGUAAUGAUUUUUGUAUCAUAAACACGUGCAUUAUGGUAUUUAACAUUGUUAUUGUUACAUGUGGUGUAUGAAAAACACCAAAUAAACCCCUAAUGGAACAUUA